This is a messenger RNA of Phytomonas sp. EM1, 993 nucleotides long. Lineage: Eukaryota; Euglenozoa; Kinetoplastea; Trypanosomatida; Trypanosomatidae. The record is from the annotation of a GenBank genome assembly.
AUGUGCUGUACGGCCUCCAAUAUGGUUCUAGACGACAUGGAGCAGCAUCUCGUUAGCGUUGCCUUUAACUCCAUGAAUCCAAACGCGGAGGGGGUUGUAGCUCUUCGCGAGAUUUACGAGCGCUUCAAUGCCGUCGAGCAUCCCCGUGUGAAGGAGGGCGUCAUGGCACCUGGCAUGGCGCGCGAUCGCCUGCUCUACCUCUUUGGCAGCUGUGCAAACGAGCACGACGGCGGCAUCACCUUCGAUGAGUUUAUGACUUUUCACCAUAAGCUCAUUCAGGAGGCCUGGGAUGAGCGCGUGAGCGACGUGCAGGCGUUCAUCCGACAGACUAUUAUGAGGUUAUGGCGGCUAGGGAACCUCCUCCUGCCGACUGGGAUUCGUCCAGCCUUCCCCAUCGAUCAAACCCCACGUGCGCUCUACGCAACAAUGCUGAUGACGCUGCUUUGGGCGGAAAAAGACCCUCGAAACGACGGGAAAUUCAUCAUUAAGGGGAUAAAAGAUGUAGUACGGCCUAUUUUCCGCCGCGGCGACCUUCCCGAUGAGCUUCAGGGACACUUUGCGUAUCCGUCGGAGACCUCCGACCUGGCGGUGGAGUAUUUGCCAACCCAGAUUGCCAUCAAGCGCUGGCUUGAUUUUGUCUGGGAGUACGAUAAAGGGAAGUAUUGCGGGGUGCAAGGGAUUGUCUCCGCGCAAGUUGAUUUAGACGUCUUACCACCCUCUUUGCGUCAGUUUAUUGUGGAGCAUAGCACGGCGGUCGAGAAACUACGCUGUGAAAAGUUUGUUAAAACAAGCAUCAGCGAAAAUCCUAUGUACAAGUGCACCAAUCAGGUCUACGGUGUUGGUUCCAUGGAGGAAUGUCGUAAAGUGCACCAAUGGAAGGCCAAAUCACUCAUGGGUAAGCAGUAUGGGAUUCAAUUUUAUGGGUUGCAGAAGGGGAUACAUUCAAAGAUGGGACCUACCAUUUGUCACGCCGCUACAAGGAUCAAUUUGUGA